Vitrella brassicaformis is the source of this 1460-nucleotide messenger RNA. NCBI's taxonomy places the organism in Eukaryota, Vitrellaceae. The record is from the annotation of a GenBank genome assembly.
GUUCUGCACUCAAACAGGCUGGUCGUCAUCUUCUUUGUUGGUCUUGGUGUUCUGUCUCUCAGGUGGAAUCUCAGACGUCUGCCACUCGAACGAGACAAACGACGGCCGAUUCUCCAUGUUGUUGGUCCCCCCUCCCUCCUCAUCCCCCCUCUGAUCCCCCUGCCCCUCCCCAAGUUGCUGCUGGGGCUGCUCGAAUGGCGCGAAGGCUCCGCUGCUCGACAAGAGGACAUUGCUGCUUCGCGACUGGCUCCGGUGGGACUGGCGAGAGACGCGCCUGCUGCCCCGUCGUGAGGAGGGGAGGAACUUCUUGUUGUCCUUUAUGAACCGCUUGGCGCCGCACUCGGGUGAGAAGUAGAGUGUGGAUGUGAGCAGCCGGAUGCAGACGGUGUCGGAGGGGUUGGUCACGCCGCCGCUGUUCCAGGUCAGGAAGAAGAACCACGUGCAGGAGGGCUGAACCUCACCCUCAGCCACUGCAGCAUACACAACGGAGCGGUGUCGUCCUCGGUGUCUCGUCUCUCUCUCACUCUCUUUCUCUCUCUUUCUUUGUGUCGACCUGUCUGGCUGUACUUCUCGAUGGUGAUGAUUUCAUUGAAGGGGACCAUUCUCGUCUUGGCGACGAAUCUGAGGAUGUACUUUCGCUUCUCGACGUCCCUCGUCAGUGUGAGGGGUAUGCGGAUAACGAACCACACCCAGAAGGGGACGAAUGGGAUGAUGCACACCAUGGCAAGGGGGUUGUCCGUCACCAUCCACAGCGACACUAUCAGGCCGAUUGCUAUGAUCAAAGUACCUGAGACAAGAGAGGGAGGGAGGAAGGCAAUGCCAGAAAGAUCUUUCCUUGCUGUCGUUUCGUGGGUCUUUCUUCUCACCGACGAGGGGAUUGAUGUAUGAUGCAAUGAACUCGGGGUAGUACACUUUGGUGUCUGUCUGGGUCAGGGCCUCCCCAUUCAGCACCUUUUUCAUCAUCUCGGGCGGCAGACUGAUCUCCACGCUCUUGCGCCGCUGCUCGACGCUCCGCCCCUUCUCACCCUCCACCACUUUGACCCUGAACGACGACCUCAGCGGGAUAUUUCGCGCCACAGGAGUCUUGCUCACAAUGCUGCCCCGGUUCGCAGGCGACGUGAGAGGGCUGAGGGCGUCAGCAUAGAUGUUGUCGUCACUGAGGAGCUGCUUCGGCGGCACUCGGCUGCUCUGGACAGGAGGGGGCCUCGGGACGAAGCUGCUCCUCGCGGCUUCUCCGGCUUGGGGUGAGGUGGGGGGACUGUGUCCGUGGUGGGGCUCGUCCUGUUGUGCUGGGGUGCCUACCGGCAUUGGGGUCUCUGUCAUGAUGAAGUCCUGCACGGCGUCGUCAAUGCUGUUCAAACGGUCAGCAAACUCGGUCUGAAGGAUGUGCACCGCCAUAUGUCGCUUCGACAGAGGCCCCAAAAGAUCGAGGCCCCCAAAACCAACCGCGGCGUCUCAGC